Messenger RNA from Lycium barbarum (goji berry), 2849 nucleotides. RefSeq lists its product as uncharacterized. The transcript is spliced from 6 exons. Gene Ontology annotation, biological process: protein monoubiquitination; protein polyubiquitination. Gene Ontology annotation, molecular function: ubiquitin protein ligase activity. The record is from RefSeq and is a predicted model, not a curated record. The coding region runs from base 200 to 1036 and encodes 278 amino acids. NCBI's taxonomy places the organism in Eukaryota, Viridiplantae, Streptophyta, Magnoliopsida, Solanales, Solanaceae.
UAGUUAUUUUUGUUUACGAAGAGAAUUUAAUUGUGCGAGGAUAAUUCAUCUAAAAUGUAUAGGUGUUUUUGUGUCUUUCUGAUACGCUUCAACUGCCAGUAAAAGGUCACUAUAGUUCAGAAGUCGCAACAACUCCGAGUUGAACCGGAAUCACACCUGUAGAUAGAAAUCUUCCCGUCAAAUAAAAGCUGUCUGUCUUAUGGACUCCAGAUUUGACCUUGUUGCCAGUGCCGUAGUCGGGGAAUCAUGUCCAGUAUGCCUGUGCCGGUUACAUCAUCGGAGUGCGGCGGUUAUUAUCCCAUGUAUGCACGCGUAUUGCAUCGUGUGCAUCCGCAGAUGGAGCCAUGUAAAGAGAAAAUGCCCUCUCUGUAACGCCGACUUUGAUUCGUGCUUCUCCACAAUCAGCUUCUCGUCUCGGACUUUCAAUAAAGAGAAAUUAUCAGCUCGUAAUGACAAGUUACAGUCUGGGUUUGUUGGCUCCUCUAGGCCCAGAUACCGAUUGCCGGACCAAAGAGUGAUUAGGAGAAGGAGAGAAGAGCUUAAUGCUUCUGGCUGCAGAACGAGGCCGUUCCCGAGGCGGCGAUCCUUUGAUCAGAUUGGAGCUAGAAAUUCAGAUGAUAUUACAAGGAGAAUCAUUCGGUGGCGUGCUAGUAUAUAUGAAGAGAGAUUGCAGGCUGUUCCUUUUUCAUCUAAAAACUGUCUUAUGCAGCACAUGGAUAAUAGGAGUACCAAAGAAAAGAUGUUACAGAGAAUAGAACCUUGGAUAAGAAGGGAGCUGCAGGCUAUACUGGGGGAUCCAGAUCCAUCCAUCAUUGUCCAUGUUGCUACCUCCCUUUUUAUCUCCGAAAAUACACAUUCAACACAGCGGUGUGCUGGAGAUGAUUUUCUUGCGCCGUUGCGACCCUUCUUGCAUGAACGUGCAGAAAUGUUUUGGCAUGAACUAAGGUGCUUUGCGGAGAGCCCUUUGUCUAUGCAAACAUAUGAUACUGUGGUGGAGUACAAGUCCUUGGACUACUUCAAUAGUACCAGUCGAUGAUACGUAGGCUAUAAUUCUGCGGUAAGAAUGGAUUGAGAUGGAUAAGAUACGGUUGUGAUCCAGCGUUGUCAUCUGACCACGGCUAUAAGGAUGUCUUUGGAAUCUGAAUUCUUGCGGAGAAUGAAAGAGCAAGCCGUCAGUUUUUCUUCCUCAAUAGCCAGCUAGAUUGGUUGAAAAACCCACGAUGCACUUGAAGGAUGGGUUCUAGAGAGGAUUGGGCCAACCAAAACUUUUGACUCCGAGAGUGAGAGGUUGCGUCAAUCUCACGCCUUGUCAUCAGAUAAUGAAGUAGAUUUCUCCCCAGAACCCUCCUCAACCUGGGUUCCUUAGUUGGAUAACAUGGUAUCAUGCAGCCUUGGCUUUUGUCUAGGCAUCUUCAUGGAAUUCGUGAAGUCCGAGACGCAAGGAAAAACAACACUUGUGUGAUUAGCAAUCCAUAAACCGGAGAGGCUGCAGAAAUCAAGAGUGCUUAAAUUAGAUUUCUGCAUUGCUUAAUCAAAGCAUGACCGGAGUUCCUGGAGAGUUGCUGAUAUUUUGUAGACAAUGCGCUACUUGUUGAAGCUUUUAAUAAGACUUUUGUCUGAUUACUCCACUCGAUCUGACGAGAUUUUGGUAAUAUUUUGAUCCUGCCCCAUAGUGAGUGGCUGUUAGCGUCCUCUUCUUUGAUUAACUGCCACAAAGCUAUUGCACAUUCUGCAUAUGACUCUGGUCCACUCAUUUUGAAAAUAUGGUUUGACAACAGUGGACCUAGUUUUCCCAGAUAUCCUCCAUCAUUAAGACCUCGUUUAUUUAUUAUGAUUAUUAUAAGAAGUAGGAGAACCUUUUAUUGAUAGUUUGCAAAGUGGACGAUAAAAGGUGUGCUCAAAUAGAAACUGUACGGUGUGCGACUCUCUUUCGUGGAACACACAUUGUUGGAAAGGUAUUAAUUACACUGUGCAAAGUCUUAUGUAUGAAAGUUAGAUACACAAUAAGUUGUUCCGAUAUUUAAUUUUUAUGAGAAAAUGAGAUUUUUUGUCCUCUUGCAAUUGGAAUACAAUUUAAAAAGAAAAAAAAUGACCUUUUCAUAUCUCUGAUGUGAAAACUGCCAAUCUCUUGUAAAAAAGAUAUAAAAUUAAAGACAUUUGUAAGUGGGCUACAAAAUCAUUUCUCUUUUAAAGAUAUGCGUGACUGGAAAAACUUUAACUUUCAACAUAGGAUUAGGACCAAAAGAUUAUGCAUGCAUAAAGAUAAAAAUUAAUUACAAUCCCAAAUAUAAGCAAAAUUUAUAUAUGUUUGAAUAUCUGCAAAUCACCAAAUGUGGCAUUUUCUGUGUGUGUGUCUUUUUAGUUGUUAUGAGUGUAUACAGUAAAAAUCGGAUACGCCUUAAACCGGUGGGACCAAGAACCGAAGGAAGAAGGGGACAAGAACAUGCACGAGGAUUUUCAUUCUGAACCGGAGGAACGCUUGGACCGAGGCCGAGGAAGGGCAUCAUUUGAUCCGGUUUCUUCAUGGCCGAGUUGGUCGUUGCCGUUGGUCCGUUUGGUUGUGGCCGUUAGUCCGUUUAUUCGUGGCCGUUGGUCCGGGAGAUCCGUUGCGCGAUUGCCUCGCGUCGAUAACGUCCUGCCAUGCUCAACUGUCAAUCGUACGAGUGUCAGACCGUACGGCCAACCUAACCCAACCUAAUCCAAGUCAGAAUUUUUCUUUAUUUUUAGUUUUCUCUUAUUGUAUGGAGCCCAUGAGGCAACACUAUAAAUAAGGGCCAUUGCCCACUUUUAAGGGGUUGGCUCCUUAACAUCAAGAACAUUCUUUUGUACUAGAAAUAUAUACAAAUCUC